Molecule: messenger RNA, 1190 nt
Organism: Onthophagus taurus
Lineage: Eukaryota; Metazoa; Arthropoda; Insecta; Coleoptera; Scarabaeidae
Product: lysophospholipase-like protein 1
Biological process (GO): protein depalmitoylation
Cellular component (GO): cytoplasm
Molecular function (GO): carboxylic ester hydrolase activity; palmitoyl-(protein) hydrolase activity
Source: RefSeq, a predicted model, not a curated record
CUACUCAAAAUAAAUCAGAUAUAAUUCAAAAAAACCUUUUAAAAGAUGCCCGAUAAGAUGAUGGGUCAAUGUAAAAAAGCAGAGAAGCAAAAACUGCCUCAAAAAAAGAUCCCUAUGGCUAAAGAACAUGUUGUUUAUAAUUAGGAAAUUACUAAGAGGUCAAUUAUUACAAAGAGAUUAUUUAUAACAAUUUCUUACCGUUUUUAUGAAAAUAAUUUGUUUAAAACAACUUUUUGGAAAGUUUGCUUUGUUGGUCAUGGAUCUAAAUCAAAUUUUUCACUUUUUUUAGGUUAGUUUUAAGUCCAAAUCUUACAUAAGCAAGAUUUGUGCUUAUGAUUUCUUUCUAUCAAGUACAAACAAUAACAAAUUAUUUAAAAACGAACUUUAUAUGACUAAUUCUUUAUUUAAAUGGAUUAAACGUUUUUUAAGAUAAUAAUAUUAUUUAGAAUAUGAGCAGCGGAAAAAUUGUACGAUUAAAACUAAUUCCAGCAAGUGGUAAAAAUGUUGGAACGAUUUUUUGGUUUCAUGGGUCAGGUGAUUCAGGUGAUGGUUUUUAUGAAUGGAUAAAAUUUUUUAUGGGAAAUUUUUCUUUCCCCCAUUUAAAAUGUAUAUUCCCCACAGCCCCACUCAGAUAUUACACUCCAAGUAAUGGUGCACCUCAAAGGGUAUGGUUUGAUCGAAAAGAUAUUCUUCCCUCUGUUGAUGAAGAUUUAGAUACUUUAAAUGAUAUCAGUUAUGAAAUAAAUUCAUUAAUUGAUCAAGAAUUAAACGUGGGAAUCCCUCUCAAUAAGAUUAUUGUUGGUGGAUUUUCUAUGGGGGGAUCUUUGGCGUUACAUACAGCAUUCAGAACUACACCUGGCUUAGGAGGAGUAUUUUCAAUCUCUUCUUUUCUCAACAAUAACUCAGUAGUUUAUGAAGCAAUAAGAGAUCAUCCAGAAAAAGUUAUUAAUACUCCUUUAAUUAUGUUUCAUGGCGGAAAUGAUCGAUUGGUUGAAUUAGAAUGGGGUAAAGACACUUUUAAAGAAUUAACUAAGCUGGGUGUUAAAGGAACAUUUAAUGUUAUACCAAAUACGUUUCACGAGUUAAAAAAGAAUCAACUUAUUGACCUGUUUAAAUGGAUUAAUAAGAUUAUACCACCACCGAAAGAAGAAAUUUAAAGAAAUCUUAAUAAAAUAUGUUUUUUUUUUUAA